CAAAUGUGCUAGAAGAGAAGUGGGAGACUUUCAGAGGAGGAAGUAAAUCGUCUGGAGAAGAAUAAUUAAAAAAUUUAAUUACUGUAAUGACCAGCAGUUGAAGAACAUGGCAUCCAACAAGGUCUCUGUAGUUCUACAACCCUUAGACAGUUCUGAAUUUGUCUCUGCACUCCGUUCAUUCCGCAGAGUGUUGCUGUCAUGUGUGGGACCAGAAGGUGGAAUCAAAAUUGUUAUCUCAGGAGCUGGUUACACAACCUUCACUUCUUCUUCAUCUAGAUUACUGAAUAAUAUUACACUGUCAAACCCAGUAUGCGUGUUCAUAAAACAAAUAAUACAGUCACAAAUAAAUGCUUUUCUUGAUCAUGGACUGUAUACAGGUAUUUUAAUUACGUCUCUAUUAGAAAAGAUUUUAUCACAUAAUAUUGGACUCUCUGUACCUGCAGUAGCUAGCAUAAUAGAACACUUGAGUUCCAUACUGUUAAGCUUAUUUGAUCUGAACUGCAUAAAACUGAAAGCAGAUUUCAGCACAGUUAAGCAGCUUUUAUCUGUGGUAAAAUCUAUUCUGUCAACCAAACCUACAUGUGGAUUAUCAAAAGCUGACAUUCAGAAUUUGCACCUGAGCAUUGUGAAGGGAUUUCUUCAGACAACUAACGAAACAUUUGGAGAUGUUAUUGUGGAAUGCAUUGAAGCAACUGAGAUGAAGAGUGAUGUAUUUCUAGGGAUUCUUUAUCAUAUAAAUUAUGAUGACAUAUCAACAGUCUUGUAUGAGAAAUGUAACAAAAAGGGCUGCAUAUCUUUGCUGUUAUUUAACAUCAUGCUAACAGGUGAAGAGACUUCAAAGGUCUCAGAAAGUAGGAGCAUUAAAUUGGAAGACCGUAAAAGUUCUAAUUCUUUUGUGGAAGAGGCAAUGAAGCUGUUCGAACAAAUUGUAGAGCUGAAUAUUGAUGUUGUGGCUUGUCAGAAAGUGGUCCAUCCUACCAUCUGUCUUUAUCUGCAGAGGAAAGGAAUAUUGUUACUGGAUCGUAUGGGCACUGACUUAACACAUGCUGUUGAAAAGUUAUCAGGAGCAACACCCAUUUCCAGUAUUAAGCACUGUUCACAGGAUCCAGGUGGGCUGCGUUCAUUACUUGGUACUGUAGAGACACUAAAGAUGGUUGAACAUGGACAGAAGUACUAUGUAUUAUUGGAGAAGUCUGGUAGCAACAUCGCAACUCUUGUUGCUCAUGCACCAAAUGAAGAGGCUGCCAUGGAGCUGAAGGUUGUAAUCAAGCAAUCCCUGAGUGCUCUGCGCUGUUUGACGAUAUAUCCAGCUGUGGUGCCUGGUGCAGGAUGUACAGAGAUGUCCCUUGUCAUAAGACUGCAAGAUCUGGCAGUGAAUGAUUUUGACAAAUACAACUGCAGUAGGAGUCAAUUAGAAUCAUGUGUAUCAUGGCUGCAGAUAGCUCUUCUGUCAGCUGCAGGUUUCACUACAGCAGGUUCCUCUCAGUUGACAGCAGACACAGUGUUUGGCCAUGCAUGGAAGCUAAACAGAGAGGCCUGUUGUUGUGGUCUUGUUUCCGUGAAGAUGGUGCAUGAUGGAUGUGGGAGAUGGAUAGAAGUGUUUAACAAUGAUGGAAAUUUGUUACUUCAAGAUAUCACAUCUUUAUCAGCCUUGUCUUCAUUUCCUCCCAGUGUUAAAGAAGACACUGUUGUGGAUUUAUUUCAGACUAAACAUAAUGCUGUGAAAUUGUCUCUUGAGAGCUGUGUAAACCUGUUGGCUAUAGGAAUGAUUGUGUACAAAUCACCUAAUGAUUGAUGUAGUACAUGUUUUCCAAAAAUACUACUACUUAAUUCAGACCCUUUUGCAAAGUUGUGGUUCAGAAUACACCUUCACCCAUUCCAGCUUCUUGUCUUUGCUACCUGUAGCAGCUUGAACGUUUAGUAUAUAUAUAUAUAUAUAGUGGAGUUCAGAUUAAGACUUAAGCAGUUGCAGCUAUAAUGGUUUUCUGUUGAUGAGGAUCUUGGUAGAAAAUAUUGUUGGUGUCUAUACAUUGUAUGCAUAUGGAUGCAUGCUCCCAGUGCAAUAAGACAGUAUUUAGUUAGUUUUAUGAUGAAAAGAUAAACAAAUGAUCAUUGGUUUAAAAGCAUAAUUAACUUGUGACCUUUUAUGUAAAAAUAUUUUUCUUCUCUGUAUAUGAUGACACCUGUAAAAGAAUUUUGUGCAUCUGUUCUUCUACUUUGAAAAUUCUUUGACCUUUGGUUUUGAAGUUAGAGAUGGAUUACACUAGUUUAUUAUUUA
Molecule: messenger RNA, 2278 nt
Organism: Cryptotermes secundus
Lineage: Eukaryota; Metazoa; Arthropoda; Insecta; Blattodea; Kalotermitidae
Product: McKusick-Kaufman/Bardet-Biedl syndromes putative chaperonin
Exons: 4
Coding region: 107-1795 (562 amino acids)
Biological process (GO): intracellular transport; chaperone-mediated protein complex assembly; developmental process
Cellular component (GO): kinociliary basal body; nucleus; cytoplasm
Molecular function (GO): ATP binding
Source: RefSeq, a predicted model, not a curated record